This is a messenger RNA of Penicillium robsamsonii, 1692 nucleotides long. Its product is annotated as isochorismatase family hydrolase. The coding region runs from base 1 to 1692 and encodes 563 amino acids. The transcript has a single exon. The record is from RefSeq and is a predicted model, not a curated record. Lineage: Eukaryota; Fungi; Ascomycota; Eurotiomycetes; Eurotiales; Aspergillaceae.
AUGCGUUCUAUUCUGGUUGCUCUCGCUGUGGGCAAUGGUACUGGCCCCGAAUUGUUGGCCAUAUUUAAGAAGGUCAUCCUCACACUGGCAGCACCGUACAAUGUGGAAGUCCGAUUCGUCACGUCUCCGCGAACUUACCAUUCCUACUCAACGCUCCUGGCCAUCAAUGACACCGACGUGGUGAGUAGUGAGACACUCACGGAUGCGGAUCACUAUGAAGCCUUCUGUCGCCAGAUAGUCAGUCUUGGAGCAUGCGCGAUAUUUCGAACCUCCAUCAGCGCACAGGCGCUUUAUAUGGUUCGAGACCGGCUACAAGCUGUGAAGGUAGAGCAUUUCAAUAUGAGCUCAUCUACAUCGAUCCUGCUAGUGCGGGAUCAAGCUCAGGGCUUCUACUCCGGUUUGAACAAGAUGGACUCGAAGCAGGAGACGGUGUCGCGAUCAUCAUAUUUCAGCAAGAAGGUCUUUGAGGAGAUACUCACCUUUUCACUUGCACGCUCCCGCGAGGUGUGGGGCUCUGAAACCCCCACGACCGUCACGCUGGUCUACAAGUUCCACCUCUUCGACGGCCUUUUCUACUCAUGGGCGAAAGAGUGGAAGGAAUCUUACGGUGUCGAUAUCCAAUUCAUCCAAGGCGACACGAUGAACCGCAAUCUCCUGGCAUUCGGCGUCCAGGGCCACCAGCUGCUAAUAUGCUCAAACGAAUACGCAGACAUCAUGCAGACGAUGCUGCUAGAUCGGUUUGGCUAUGGCGCCCAAGAAUCUGCGUGUGCCGAAAACGUUUAUCUUUCGGCCGGAAUGGAUCAAGGCCUGAGCGAGUACCAGACGGCACAUGGCUCCGCUGACGACAUUACCGGAAAGGGUGUGGUCAAUCCCACGGCGACCAUUCGCGCAGCAGCAGCUCUGCUAGAGCGCUAUGGGGGCUGUCAGGGCGUCCAACACCAGAUGGAUGUUACGCUAGACGAAAUGCGUGCGAAGAAUAUCCGGACAUUUGACCAGGGGGGAAUAACUAAGACGGAACCAUUUGUGGAUGCCCUACUGCAGAUGAUCGUCCCCAAUAUCCCCACCAGCGUUAGUGCACGCGAUUCUUCUAAGACAGGAGGCUUGGCGUCAGCUCCCCACCGGGCUAAGUCAUGUCUGGUGGUGAUGGAUUUCCAGAACGAAUUCAUGGCGCAGUAUAAGACGCCCCGGGUGAUGCUACGGAUAAAAGAAUACAUGCCCCGGCUUGUGGACUGGGCUCGUCGCGAGGGAAUGGAGAUUGCUUGGGUGCGAUUCCUCGGCGACGAGAAGUACCAACCGGCGACAUGGCGGCAGCGAAACCAGACCCAGGGCAGGCGGGCGUGGUGCAAAGAAGGCAGUUGGGGGGCGGAGAUUGCCAGCUGCGUGCAUGUGCAAGCGCACGACCGGGUCUUCGACAAAAAGGGACACUUUGACCCGUUCCUAGGGACGGAUUUUACGAGCUAUGUGGCAGGAUUCGAGCAUCUUGUGGUUGUGGGUCUAUUUGCGGAUAUUUGUGUGGACGCAGCGGUCCGAGGCGCUUUUCAGCGGGGAUUGUGGACCACAGUGGUCCGCGAGUGUACGGCUGGACUAUAUCUUCCCGAGGAGCAAAGUUUUACAUACAUGCAAGCCGUGUAUGGCUCUGAGGUGGUAGGGAUCGAUCAACUACUGUCGACCGGGCCGGUGGCUAAUCUAUAA